AUGCGGAACCACUCGUUUGCCAAGUCCAGACGAACCCUUCAGGAAACGAAUGAACCACUGCCAGUCAUUGGUAAAAAGUCGCAAAGCGGCAAGUGUAUCAACCAACGCAAACCAGUCAACCAAGAAGCGCUGGCUGGCGCCAAUGGUCAAGGCGUGCUUGUCGCAUCCCAAACUACUCGCCCCGACAAAUCGCUGGAGCUCCAACUCAUGGCUUAUGAGGACCUAGACGUCACCGUUCCCCUCUCUUUUGAACAAAACGGCCCAGCGCCCAUCUUGAAAACCAGGCAUCAACUCCGAUUUUUCGAGCGUCUCUUGGUUCCUACUUGCAUCGUGCGCGGCUUGAAACUUGGCGAGUGCGACGCCAACGUUGUCAUUAUAUGCAAGAAAGCGCAGGGGUACACUCCCAGUGGGCUGCUGUUUCUCGUGGUGGGGUACCAAGCAUCGCCAUCCGUUCUGUCGUUGCGGCUGUCCGACACCGAGUACGACGCGUGGGGGUACGGGCGUGCCGUGUCAGGUUUUGAACUCUUUUGCCGGUGGCUUUGUGUGGUGUAUGUGAAACGCAAGCGCCGCUUUAAUCUAGUGUGGUGUGGAAGUGCGUGUCCGCGACCACUGCGAGCUCGUGUUGACGACGAGGCGGUGGUGUGCAUCCACAAGGAAGGGAUGAAGUUGCCAUCCUCGACAUCAUCGUUUGGCCACGAAUAUGCAUUGGUCGCCAUCUACCUUAGACAAACAACGUCCACGUUGACGUUUGUUGUCGCCAGUAUGGGCAACCAUUCCGUGGUAGAAGUCUCCACCAACAUUGACGAGACCAUCGCAAAUGACUUUGAAGUGUGUGCCUCGUCCUGCGACAGUGCAGUGGACGUGACAUUCAGGCAACGACGACGACAACGUGUAGUUUCAACGGCUGUGACGACGUAUAGCAUCGGUGACUUGACGUCGUGCCCGAUAGUGUUUGCUGGCUCGGUUGCAUUGACGGAUGGCCCGAGUUCCCACGUCCAAGUGUACGACAGUGGCAUGAACUACGUCGUUCGAUCCACAUCUGGCGGGGAAGCAACCCACUACGCAACCGUGUGCAAAGACGACGUGAAUCCCUUGGGAAUAUCGCUUGGAACUCAAGAGCUCCGUGCUAUGUUUGCCGACACACGAGUGUAUGGAGUCAACUGUGCCGUCAAUGUGCCGUGGCUGCAGCACUGCAUUUGCACGUAUGCUCGGAUGUUCAGUGUUGCUCGGUUUGGCAUUCAGCAGCAUGGCCGGUAUUACCUUGUCACUGUCGUGGUCAUGCAAGAUAAACUCGAGUAUCGAAGCGGCCUUGUGUUCCGAGCCAUGCAGAUCCGAGGGCCCUUGGGUCAAGGCGCGGCAGCAGUGUCGUUUUCGACUGUGCUUCGAACCACAAACGGACUCAGCUCUGUCGUGUUGGGGCUAAGCGCCCCCUGUUCUGAAGUGACCAGUGACGACCAGAACUCGCUCCAUGCAUCCUCACAACCGGCAGAAUGUGGUGAAAUUAUGCAUUGCCAAUCGUGCCUGAACAGGAUCUGCAACGUUUUGCGAGGCGGGGGUGCCGUGGACGUUUGCUUUCACCAGGCUAUUCCCGUCCGCGUCUGCUUUAAUGUCCAAACCGUCGAGGACGCGAAUUUUGGAUUGACAGGACGCUCCGUCCAACACUACUUGACGGAAGGGCAUUGGCGGGGACUGGCUGUGUUUGUCGUGCCCACUGAAGAAUUUCACUUGGGUGGCCGCGAAAGCCAAGACGUGGACUUGGUUCAUCGAAUACACGACCUCGUUCAACAGCAACAUGACGUGGCAGCGUGUGACGCAUCCAGCAUCGACGCCCCCAACUUUGAAAACUACUUGAUCGCCGAAGCGCUGGUGAUGGAAGCAACCAUGAUGUGCUACUCUGCUUCGUCGUUGAAAAAGCCAAGCACCAUCACUGGGGCGUCCAGUUGGAAGUUUGCAUGCCAACUGCUGACUAAUCCGCACCGAUUUUACGAACGCUUUAACCGCCACGUGGCGUGGGCAACCAUGUCCGAGUCCGUAGCGACAACUCUGCUCCAAUUCCAGUCCCAUCCGGAAUGGAAACUGGUCGACCAAAUCGACCAAAUGAAGGCCCCAUUCCAAGCCCUCUACCGAUGGCUGGACAACGGUAUGCAUCUGUUGCAAGCCAUUCGAGAUCGAAAUGGGCUGCUCAGCCACGAUUUCACUAGUCCCACCAACGCAUGGACAGUCGUGGCCGUUUGA
Molecule: messenger RNA, 2235 nt
Organism: Aphanomyces astaci
Lineage: Eukaryota; Oomycota; Saprolegniomycetes; Saprolegniales; Verrucalvaceae
Exons: 2
Coding region: 1-2235 (744 amino acids)
Source: RefSeq, a predicted model, not a curated record